This is a messenger RNA of Saccharomyces kudriavzevii IFO 1802, 1647 nucleotides long. It is a transcript of the gene DBP2, whose product is annotated as DEAD-box ATP-dependent RNA helicase DBP2. The transcript has 2 exons. Gene Ontology annotation, biological process: rRNA processing. Gene Ontology annotation, cellular component: cytoplasm; ribonucleoprotein complex; nucleus. Gene Ontology annotation, molecular function: RNA binding; ATP binding; RNA helicase activity. Bases 1 to 1647 code for a protein of 548 amino acids. The record is from RefSeq and is a predicted model, not a curated record. NCBI's taxonomy places the organism in Eukaryota, Fungi, Ascomycota, Saccharomycetes, Saccharomycetales, Saccharomycetaceae.
AUGACUUACGGUGGUAGAGAUCAACAAUAUAACAAGAGUAACUUCAACUCUAGAGGUGGUGACUUCCGCGGCGAAAGAAGCUCCGAUAGAAACUCUUACAAUGAUAGACCACAGGGCGGUAACUUCCGUGGUGGCUUUGGUGGUCGUUCUAACUAUAACCAACCCCAAGAACUAAUUAAACCAAACUGGGCUGAAGAACUACCAAACUUGCCAACUUUCGAAAAGAAUUUCUAUGUCGAACACGAAAGUGUUCGUGACAGAUCCGACAGUGAGAUUGCUCAGUUCAGAAAGGAAAACGAAAUGACUAUUUCCGGCCACGACAUUCCAAAACCAAUCACUUCUUUCGAGGAAGCUGGUUUCCCAGAUUACGUCUUGAAGGAAGUUAAAGCUGAAGGUUUUGACAAACCAACCGGUAUUCAAUGCCAAGGUUGGCCCAUGGCUUUGUCUGGUAGAGAUAUGGUUGGUAUUGCUGCCACUGGUUCCGGUAAGACUCUGUCGUACUGUUUACCAGGUAUUGUCCAUAUCAACGCUCAACCAUUGUUGGCCCCAGGCGAUGGUCCAAUUGUUUUAGUUUUGUCUCCAACAAGAGAGCUGGCCGUUCAAAUUCAAACUGAAUGUUCCAAGUUUGGUCACAGUUCUAGAAUCAGAAACACCUGUGUUUAUGGUGGUGUCCCAAAGAGUCAACAAAUUAGAGAUUUAUCUCGUGGUUCAGAAAUCGUUAUUGCCACUCCAGGUAGAUUGAUCGAUAUGCUGGAAAUCGGUAAGACUAAUCUGAAGAGAGUUACUUACUUGGUUCUAGACGAAGCUGACAGAAUGCUAGACAUGGGUUUCGAACCUCAAAUUAGAAAGAUUGUUGACCAGAUUAGACCUGACAGACAAACUUUGAUGUGGUCAGCCACUUGGCCAAAGGAAGUGAAGCAACUAGCCGCUGACUAUUUGAAUGAUCCAAUUCAAGUUCAAGUUGGUUCUCUAGAACUGUCCGCCUCUCACACCAUUACUCAAGUCGUUGAAGUUGUUUCUGAUUUUGAAAAGAGAGAUCGUUUGAACAAGCACUUGGAAACUGCUUCCCAAGACGACGAAUACAAGACCUUAGUUUUUGCUUCCACAAAGAGAAUGUGUGACGAUAUCACUAAGUACUUGAGAGAGGAUGGAUGGCCAGCUUUGGCUAUUCAUGGUGAUAAAGACCAAAGAGAACGUGACUGGGUUUUGCAAGAAUUCAGAAACGGUAGAUCACCCGUAAUGGUUGCUACAGAUGUGGCCGCCAGAGGUAUUGAUGUCAAAGGUAUUAACUACGUUAUCAACUAUGACAUGCCAGGUAACAUCGAAGAUUAUGUUCAUAGAAUUGGUAGAACUGGUAGAGCAGGUGCUACUGGUACCGCCAUUUCCUUCUUUACUGAACAAAACAAAGGUUUAGGUGCCAAGUUAAUUUCCAUCAUGAAAGAGGCUAAUCAAAAUAUUCCUCCUGAAUUAUUGAAAUAUGACAGAAGAUCCUACGGUGGUGCUCACCCAAGAUAUGGCGGUGGUGGUCGCGGUGGUCGCGGUGGCUAUGGCCGUAGAGGCGGUUACGGUGGUGGUCGUGGUGGUUACGGUGGUAACAACAGACAGAGAGAUGGUGGCUGGGGUAACUCAGGCCGCUCUAACUAUUGA